Messenger RNA from Triplophysa dalaica, 1371 nucleotides. RefSeq names its product immediate early response 3 (gene ier3). Bases 67 to 678 code for a protein of 203 amino acids. Gene Ontology annotation, biological process: negative regulation of apoptotic process. The transcript has a single exon. The record is from RefSeq and is a predicted model, not a curated record. NCBI's taxonomy places the organism in Eukaryota, Metazoa, Chordata, Actinopteri, Cypriniformes, Nemacheilidae.
UGAAGUCACUUUGAGAACUAAAGAACAAGACUCAGAGAUUAGCGAUAACUGACUUGAAACGAAAGAAUGUACGCCAGAUCAGAUAGUCUGGGUUUCUCAGUCCCGACAAACAACUUCUUCCAGCAGCAGCCGCACUUUGAUUUCAGACCGGUGAUGCAGCGCAACACGGAGCCGGAGAUCUUCACCUUCGAGCGCAUUCCGGAGCCGCAUCCGACGCUCGCUUACCGCGCGGCUGCAACUCGCCCGCGUAAGAGAAACACGAGGGUCAUGUAUCCCUCAAAAGUGCGCAAAUAUCUCCCACCGGCCGAGAAAAGCCCCGCCAAACGGUGGUUGCUCGCCCUGUGCCUGGUGGUCUUCAUGCAGAUCUACACGGAGGAGGGAUCCGUUGAGUCCACGCAGAGUGAAGGUCCAGCCUUUACAGAAGCCACAACGUACAACGUCCUCUCCUUCCAGUCCGCCGAUGAGCAAGCCAGACAGAUGAUGGGGAAAGAGUUCGCCCAGAUGUCAAGCCAGCAGCUCCAGGCCAGUAACGAGAAGGAGAACCAGUUUCUCAACACUACGUGCCCGAGCGCAACCUGGGAGGAAGACGUGAGAGCGCCUUACCAGCACGGUCGUCGCAAUGGAUACGUGGUGGCUCUUCUAUACCCAGUAUACCAUAGAUUCGGUACAGAGAAGUGAAUGAACUGAAAAUCACGUAAUGGACUAAACAAUUUCAAAGUUUGAAAGGUGGACAGCAGUGGGGUGUCCUGCGAAGAAAACCCAAUUGUUCCAGCGGAGCUGAAAAAUAACAUUUGAUGGACUUGAAUGAUGAAACACUGAGCCAAAUGUGAACGGCUCUUUUAGAUUUACUUGAAUAUCACUGUUGUGCAAAACUUCACUUGAAGUGUAGAUUCGCCUUGUACUCUCACAAGUAGGCUACAUCAGUUACCUGUCUGUGCAUGAGAAAGUCGCAAUCCUCGUUUGUGUUGCUGAACGCACAGAAAUACUUGAACCUCACAUUGAAGAUGAAUUGUGUUAAACGAAGAACUGUCGUUUGUUGUAGCUAUUUAUUUAACGUUAUCUAUUUAUUGUUUUUGACUUAUUUAUUUCAUAUCGUUUAUAAAUGUCAGUUGAUGUGUUAAAGUAUUGCUUUUUAUGAAAAAUAUUAUGAAUAUUAAUGUGAGCUAGAAAUUCAUCAGAUCACAGAAUCAAACUUUAUAAAGUAACCAACAAUCUGAACAACUUUAGUACAAUUUUAUUUACAGUAUCUAUUGUUGAAAUAUUAAUGUAUUUAAUUUCUGACACGUAUUACUACAUGUGUUGUUCAUUAACGUUUAUGACUAUUGAGCACAAAUCUUUUUGAAAAAGUGAAAUAAAAAAAAUGCAAUUUCA